Pongo pygmaeus (Bornean orangutan) is the source of this 4305-nucleotide messenger RNA. It is a transcript of the gene CDH12, whose product is annotated as cadherin 12. The coding region runs from base 781 to 3240 and encodes 819 amino acids. Gene Ontology annotation, cellular component: adherens junction; plasma membrane; catenin complex. The record is from RefSeq and is a predicted model, not a curated record. Lineage: Eukaryota; Metazoa; Chordata; Mammalia; Primates; Hominidae. Gene Ontology annotation, molecular function: beta-catenin binding; cadherin binding; calcium ion binding. The transcript has 16 exons. Gene Ontology annotation, biological process: adherens junction organization; calcium-dependent cell-cell adhesion; cell morphogenesis.
GGGAGCCACAGAGAGGGGUCCAGGCGUUUCUGAGAAGAGAGGCAGCCUCUUCCAGGAAGAAAGUGGUGUCUACUGGCUGCCCAGCCUGGGGAACCUUCUUUGAAUGAAAAGGGACAAAAUGCAAAGCGGUGUGUUGGCACAGUGAUUUGGAAAGGGGAAACAGAAGAGAAGGGUCUCACCUUCCGCGCAAGGCUGAGCUGUUGGCACCCUGCUGCGGCCGUCGGUGCUGCUGCUCCUGCAGCUGCCUUUUCUGCCAUCAGCUUUGUUAGCUAACAGCUUGGCUCUUUCGGGGAAUAUAGACAAGCUGGAACCCAGGAGCAGUUGGGAGUUUUAAAGAAUGCCAGCCUUCUUAAAGCUUUGAUGCCCAAUGCUAUAGAAUCAAGUUACUGUGGAGGUCAAAACAAUUUGAGAUACAUAAGCUGGCCUUAGAAAAUAAAUUGCCUCUAACUUACAGUGAGGAGCUCAACAUAACAGGGAAAAGGAGCACAGGAUGCAGCUACUUGGAGGGUGUUGAUUGAAAACUUCGAUCUCCCCACCCCAUUCACGGUUGAUUUGACGGAUUUCUCACCUCGUUCACAGAAAAUUUCAAUUAAGGCCCCUUUAGAUGGAAUAUAAUACAGCAGAAGCCUUUUCAUCAAAAGGAUUAAUGCCUGCAUCAUCAUUUCUGCAAUAAAACAAGAAGCUAAGUGGUGGAGGCCACAGACACCUCAAACCUGGAUUCCACAAUUCUAUGUUAAGUGUUGGAGUUUUUAUUACUGUGCUGUAGGAAAGCCUUUGCCAAUGCUUACAAGGAACUCUUUAUCCCUGCUUCUCUGGGUUCUGUUUGAUGGAGGUCUCUUAACACCACUACAAUCACAGCCACAGCAGACUUUAGCCACAGAGCCAAGAGAAAAUGUUAUCCAUCUGCCAGGACAACGGCCACACUUCCAACGUGUUAAACGUGGCUGGGUAUGGAAUCAAUUUUUUGUGCUGGAAGAAUACAUGGGCUCCGAGCCUCAGUAUGUGGGAAAGCUCCAUUCCGACUUAGACAAGGGAGAGGGCACGGUGAAAUACACCCUCUCAGGAGAUGGCGCUGGCACCGUUUUUACCAUUGAUGAAACCACAGGGGACAUUCAUGCAAUAAGGAGCCUAGAUAGAGAAGAAAAACCUUUCUACACUCUUCGUGCUCAGGCUGUGGACAUAGAAACCAGAAAGCCCCUGGAGCCUGAAUCAGAAUUCAUCAUCAAAGUGCAGGAUAUUAAUGAUAAUGAGCCAAAGUUUUUGGAUGGACCUUAUGUUGCUACUGUUCCAGAAAUGUCUCCUGUGGGGGGUUUCUACUGCUCCUACCACCACCGAGGACAUGUGAUGAAGAUUGUGCACGCUACCCUGAGGGCAGAAGCAGGUGCAUAUGUACUCCAGGUUAAGGCCACAGAUGCAGAUGACCCGACCUAUGGAAACAGUGCCAGAGUCGUUUACAGCAUUCUUCAGGGACAACCUUAUUUCUCUAUUGAUCCCAAGACAGGUGUUAUUAGAACAGCUUUGCCAAACAUGGACAGAGAAGUCAAAGAACAAUACCAAGUACUCAUCCAAGCCAAGGAUAUGGGAGGACAGCUUGGAGGAUUAGCCGGAACAACAAUAGUCAACAUCACUCUCACCGAUGUCAAUGACAAUCCACCUCGAUUCCCCAAAAGCAUCUUCCACCUGAAAGUUCCUGAGUCUUCCCCUAUUGGCUCAGCUAUUGGAAGAAUAAGAGCUGUGGAUCCUGAUUUUGGACAAAAUGCAGAAAUUGAAUACAAUAUUGUUCCAGGAGAUGGGGGAAAUUUGUUUGACAUCAUCACAGAUGAGGACACACAAGAGGGAGUCAUCAAAUUGAAAAAGUCUUUAGAUUUUGAAACAAAGAAGGCAUACACUUUCAAAGUUGAGGCUUCCAACCUUCACCUUGACCACCGGUUUCACUCGGCGGGCCCUUUCAAAGACACAGCUACGGUGAAGAUCAGUGUGCUGGACGUAGAUGAGCCGCCAGUUUUCAGCAAGCCACUCUACACCAUGGAGGUUUAUGAAGACACUCCGGUAGGGACGAUCAUUGGCGCUGUCACUGCUCAAGACCUGGAUGUAGGCAGCAGUGCUGUUCGGUACUUCAUAGAUUGGAAGAGUGAUGGGGACAGCUACUUUACAAUAGAUGGAAAUGAAGGAACCAUCGCCACUAAUGAAUUACUAGACAGAGAAAGCACUGCGCAGUAUAAUUUCUCCAUAAUUGCGAGUAAAGUUAGUAACCCUUUAUUGACCAGCAAAGUCAAUAUACUGAUUAAUGUCUUAGAUGUAAAUGAAUUUCCUCCAGAAAUAUCUGUGCCAUAUGAGACAGCUGUGUGUGAAAAUGCCAAGCCAGGACAGAUAAUUCAGAUAGUCAGUGCUGCAGACCGAGAUCUUUCACCUGCUGGGCAACAAUUCUCCUUUAGAUUAUCACCUGAGGCUGCUAUCAAACCAAAUUUUACAGUUCGUGACUUCAGAAACAACACAGCUGGGAUUGAAACCCGAAGAAAUGGAUACAGCCGCAGGCAGCAAGAGUUGUAUUUCCUCCCUGUUAUAAUAGAAGACAGCAGCUACCCUGUCCAGAGCAGCACAAACACAAUGACUAUUCGAGUCUGUAGAUGUGACUCUGAUGGCACCAUCCUGUCUUGUAAUGUGGAAGCAAUUUUUCUACCUGUAGGACUUAGCACUGGGGCAUUGAUUGCUAUUCUACUAUGCAUUGUUAUACUCUUAGCCAUAGUUGUACUGUAUGUAGCACUGCGAAGGCAGAAGAAAAAAGACACCCUGAUGACCUCUAAAGAAGACAUCAGAGACAACGUCAUCCAUUACGAUGAUGAAGGAGGUGGGGAGGAAGAUACCCAGGCUUUCGACAUCGGGGCUCUGAGAAACCCAAAAGUGAUUGAGGAGAACAAAAUUCGCAGGGAUAUAAAACCAGACUCUCUCUGUUUACCUCGUCAGAGACCACCCGUGGAAGAUAACACAGACAUAAGGGAUUUCAUUCAUCAAAGGCUACAGGAAAAUGAUGUGGACCCAACUGCCCCACCUUACGAUUCACUGGCCACAUAUGCCUACGAAGGGAGUGGGUCCGUCGCAGAGUCCCUCAGCUCUAUAGACUCUCUCACCACAGAAGCCGACCAGGACUAUGACUACCUGACAGACUGGGGACCCCGCUUUAAAGUCUUGGCAGACAUGUUUGGCGAAGAAGAGAGUUAUAAUCCUGAUAAAGUCACUUAAGGGAGUCGUGAAGGCUAAAAUACAACCGAGAGGGGAGAUUUUUAAAAAAAGAAAAAGAAACACAAAUAUUAAUAGAAAUCACACACACACACACACACACACACACAGACUUUCUGGGACGAGAUUCCUUUGAUUACCUGGUUUCUAGUAAGUUGUUAAAUUAAUCAUGUUGUCAGUUUUGGUUUAUUCUGCCAACACGAGAUACAUCCUAUAAUGUGUACUUGCUUUGUUUUGUUGUUUUGUUUUUUCACAAUCACACAGAGACAAGCUCAGGCCUAUUCAAUACAAUCUACUGACAUGACAACCUAGAACGAAGAUAGCUAUGUGGCAUCAUGGUGGAAGAGUGUUAGAUUUUUCUUAAUUCCACUAAAGUGCCUAUUGAAACUCUUAUCAUUUAAAGUGGUGUACAGUACACUCUGCUGUGAUGGUAUUGCAGGAUUCAGAGAUAAAGAGGACAUAAAACAAAGACACUGUCUUUAUGUCAAGAAGCAAUAGCGACACUCUGACUCUCCUCAUUCCUUUUGAGAACAAAAGAAGAACACUUUCUGAUCUCCACCUUCUUCUAAUUCAAAAGGUUUUCUUUUUCUUUUUUAAACUGUAUGCUAAAACAUUUGUUUAUCCUAUCCUUUCAGAAAAUUGAAAUAUAUAUGAAAAUAUCAAGUUCAAUAUGUAAGUCCCGAAUUGUAGAAACGAUGUUUGAUCUUAACAUUAGUUCACAUUAAAGCUGUUCAUUAAAAUGUUACUUUCUUUUCCAAAAAAAUUAAAUAAAAAAAAAGAAAAGAAAAAAUAUUCCUCUUUAUAAAGAGAGGCCUCAGGACUCAAAUUACACAUUAAAAUAAAUAUUCGUUUUGCUUAAUAUUGUACUGGUGUGUGGAAAAUUGGUUUUAACAGUCACCAGAUUCAGCUUUUAGUCAUAGAUGUAAUUUCAAGUUGUGUUUCUAUGAAAAUUCUUAGAAGAAAAAAGUGCCAUUCAUUUAAGCAUGGAAAGAGAAAUUCAUUAUAGUUUCUCAGAGUUUCUUACAAUCUAGUGAUUCUUUGAUGAGCAGCAAAAAAAAAAAAUACAUA